Malaya genurostris is the source of this 1926-nucleotide messenger RNA. RefSeq names its product pickpocket protein 28-like. Gene Ontology annotation, molecular function: ligand-gated sodium channel activity. The record is from RefSeq and is a predicted model, not a curated record. Lineage: Eukaryota; Metazoa; Arthropoda; Insecta; Diptera; Culicidae. Bases 62 to 1621 code for a protein of 519 amino acids. The transcript is spliced from 5 exons. Gene Ontology annotation, biological process: sodium ion transmembrane transport. Gene Ontology annotation, cellular component: membrane.
GGCUUUUCUCCAACUUCCACCUGAAUCAAACAAGCAAUUCAGUUCGAUUUUGGUUGCGGAGAUGUCCGCACAAAAUGAAGGCUAUCUGCGAAGAUUAUGGACUGAAUACUGCCUCGGCAGUAGCGUGUACGCGACUCGUUAUCUAAUUAAGCCCCAUCUGAGCCCUGGAGAACGGCUCUGGUGGGCAUUUUGGCUUAUCGGUGCUAUUGCUGCUUGUUUCCUGUCCAUCAUUGUCACUAUCCGCCACUGGACGGCUAGCCCGGUUUACAUCAGCUACGCCAAAAGAUUGAUACCCACCUGGUAUAUUCCGUUUCCUGCCAUUACAAUCUGUCCACUGGCCCAAACAAGAGUGGAAUAUUUCAACCUAACGGAUGUACAUCGUCGAUUACAUCACAACAUCAUACUGAAUGAAUCUGAAAACGCAUAUUUUCGUGCUAUGGCACAUAUCUGUCCGUCGAUAAGUAUGUGGCACUAUUUCAACGAGUCCCGACAGGAGGAUACCUGGAAAGUUCUUCAAAGAAUCGCCAUUCCGAUGGAGAAUAUAUUUUCCACUUGUAGAUUGAGAAACGUGAAAGUUCCGUGCUCAACUAUCAUUUCGCAGUCGAUAACACAAUUUGGAAUCUGCUACACUUUCAAUGCAAUUUCCAGUGACGAUAUGUUCAAGAAAGAGAAUCUUCAACGUGACUAUGAUUAUUCUAGUGCCAACUUCAAGUCGGAUGGUUGGAGUUUGGAAGAUGGAUAUCCUCUCAUGGCAGGUCCCAACAUUUAUCCAUUUCGUCCUAUAGGAGUUGGUAAAAAAUCUAGUCUUUCGCUCGUUUUGCGUACAAGAAAAAUUGAUCAGGAUUUUCACUGUAAUGGUCCACGUAGUGGGUAUUAUAUUUCCGUUCAUCGUCCGGAUGAAAUACCAUUGUUCCUCAAUCAAUAUCAUCGUUUGUCUCACUUAAGUUUGUUGAGCUUGAUUGUAAAGCCUGAACUCACUCUCAUUGCAAAUGGCUUGAAAAGCUAUCACUAUAAAAGACGCCAGUGCUAUUUCAAGGACGAACGGGAGCUGAGAUACUUCAAAGUUUAUAACUAUAAUAAUUGUCUGGCCGAAUGUAUUGCCAAUUACUCACUGCAUUUGUGCGGUUGCGUGCCGUUGGCGAUGCCAAGAAGUCCUGGUAUUCGGGUCUGCGAUGCGUCGGUGAUAGAAUGCUUCGACGAAGUCACCACCGAUAUUUUUGCUACCUAUUAUCAAUUGAACAAGACGGAAGAUUGGCAAGAUCCAUGUCAAUGUCUGCCGGACUGCACAACCCUGAGUUAUGACGUAGAAAUGUUUCGACUACCGAUUGAUUUUGAUGCAUUCUCUAAAGCAGUUGGAAAUCUACAUGAAAGUCUCGAAGGCAAAGAUACCUCCAUUUUGCAUGUCGGAUUAAAGUACAAGUGGUUGCUUCCGAUGCAGCGUCGAGAGAUGAUGGGAUUCAGUGAUCUGUUGGCACAUUUCGGUGGCCUGUUCGCACUAUUGAUGGGAGCUAGUGUAAUUAGCUUACUGGAACUGGUGUACUUUUGUUUGAUUAGGCCUUGCAGGAAUGAUAGUGCGGACGAUUCUGUUCCAGUGCGCCAGGUAUUACCUUGGAAACCUUAGCUUUAUGCAGUGCUGUAAAACUGCAUUCAAUUCAAUUAAAACCGAAUGUGGCACACAUUGACGAUCACUCUACUGCAGCAUUCUUCACAUUCUAACAUACUGCAGCAUUCUUCACAUUCUAACAUACAACCUUCGAUGACGUACAUAACGGGUAGCAUUAAGAGCUUCAUUCGAGUCUCUACCAAUCGAAGCUCAGCUUACCACCACCGUCAGUUGAUCUCUUGAAAUAAAAUAUCUCUCACAAUAGAAUGAGAGAGCGGCCUUCAAAUGGGGUUCAUGUAAACAUUCGAAUAGACCAAAGGUAA